GCGACAGUCGGGCGUCGAGAGGCGGAAUAUCCUCCCGCGCGCGCUCGGAGGCGGAGUGACGGACAGACGGACGCGCUUCAUCAUAUAAAAGGGAAGCGGAGCGUCGCGCGUCACCAACUCUUGCGCGGAGCCGCUCGCCGGUACAGCACCGACCAUGAACACCGGCAGGGCGCUGAAGAACGCGCUCGUGUGUCUGCUCAUUCUCCCGCGGUUUCUGGUCGCCGCCUUCAUGCUGUGGUGUCUGGAUUUCCUGUGCGUGCGGAAGAGAGUUCUGGUCCACCUGCAGGAGCGCGCGGAGGAGGAAGAGGAGGACGCGGAGGAGGAAGAGGAGCCGCUCUGCAUCUCCGACAGCAGCCGCAUGUUCAGCUGGGAGUCUCUGAAAGCCGUGUUCCACGGACACAAGCUGGACUACAUGAAGAGCGCGCGCCUCGGACACGCGGCGCCCGACAGCGAGGUGUUCCCGCUGGCGGAGCCGCGGCGCGGGCGCGUGCUGGAGUUUGCGCGCGGUCACCGGCCGCUGGUGCUGAGCUUCGGGAGCUGCAGCUGACCGCCGUUCAUGAGGCGUCUGAAGGCGUUCCGGAGGCUCGUGCUGCGCUACGCGGACGUGGCGGACGCGCUGCUGAUCUACAUCGAGGAGGCGCACCCGAGCGACGGCUGGCGGAGCUCCGACGCGCCGCAUCAGAUCCGCCGCCACCGCAGUCUGGAGGAGCGGCUGAGCGCGGCGCGGCUGAUGGAGCGCGAGGCGCCGGGCUGCGCGGUGGUGGCGGACGGCAUGGAGAACGCGGCCAACAGCGCGUACGGAGCUUACUUCGACAGACUGUACAUCGUGCAGGACGGGAGGGUGGUGUACCAGGGCGGCCGCGGACCCGAGGGAUUCCGCAUCUCCGAGCUCCGACACUGGCUGGACCGGUACCGCGAGCGGCUGCGCGACGCCGUCAUCCCGGUGUAAAAGUGGAGCAGGACUGGCUGCCUCUCCACCUGUCUGCGCGUGUGUGCGUGUUGUUCGCACCUGUAUUCUCCGUGAAGGUCGGUCUUUAAAGCGGUGACUCCAGCAGACCGACUCUGAUGUCUGAAUACGGGACGCUCGUGCACAUCUCUCCUUUAUAUCACUACAUUUUAUAAUAAAAGCCCUUUGAUCAG
This is a messenger RNA of Danio rerio (zebrafish), 1140 nucleotides long. RefSeq names its product iodothyronine deiodinase 3a (gene dio3a). NCBI's taxonomy places the organism in Eukaryota, Metazoa, Chordata, Actinopteri, Cypriniformes, Danionidae. The record is from RefSeq and is marked reviewed. Gene Ontology annotation, molecular function: thyroxine 5'-deiodinase activity; thyroxine 5-deiodinase activity. Gene Ontology annotation, cellular component: endomembrane system.